Messenger RNA from Fraxinus pennsylvanica, 1437 nucleotides. NCBI's taxonomy places the organism in Eukaryota, Viridiplantae, Streptophyta, Magnoliopsida, Lamiales, Oleaceae. The record is from the annotation of a GenBank genome assembly.
AUGGUUCAUGGGAUUCCCAAGACUUUGGGGUUUGAUAGCACUCCGUUGGUGGAGUACUUUCAGCAUAAGUAUCCUGGUAAGAUUAAUAGAGUGAUUGUGCCCAUGGAUUUGUGUGCAUUAGAUGAUUUAGCAACAGAGUUGGUGAAGGCGAGGGAGAACAUAUCCAAGUUGGUGGCAAACAUUGAAUCGCGGGGGCUGGUGGAUGAGGGUGUGUUUGUUGAUGAUGGACCUGAAGAAAGGGGGGUGUGGGAGAAGCUGCGUUUUCUUUGGAGGAGGUUGAAGGAUUUGUGGUAUAGAGUGGUUGAUGAACUUGGUUUCUCUGACGAGGAGAAACUGAGGAAGUUGCAAGAGUCAAGAGCUGAUCUUGAGAUGGAAAUGGCAGCUUAUAAAGAAGGGCGAGCAAGGGGUGCUGGGGUUGCAUUCGUGGUGUUUAAGGAUGUUUACACCGCUAAUAAGGCAGUUCAGGAUUUUCGCAAUGAGAAAAGGAGGUGGGUUGGGAGGUUUUUCACGUUGAUUGAGUUGCAACUACAGAGGAACCAAUGGAAAGUAGGGAGAGCUCCGUUGGCCAGUGACAUAUAUUGGAAUCAUUUAGGAUCCUCGAAAUUGUCACUGAAACUGCGGAGAGUGAUUGUUAACACGUGCCUGCUGUUGAUGCUUUUGUUCUUCAGUUCUCCUCUAGCUGUGAUUAGUGCCAUAACAAGUGCUGCAAGGAUUAUGAAUGCAGAAGCAAUAGAUAAUGCUCAGACGUGGUUGACUUGGUUGCAGAGUACAAGCUGGUUUGCAACCAUAAUAUUUCAGUUUCUUCCGAAUGUUAUUAUUUUCGUCAGCAUGUAUAUAGUGAUACCAUCAGCUCUUUCUUAUCUUUCAAAAUUUGAACAGCAUCUUACCAUGGCGAGUGAGCAGAGGGCUUCAUUAUUGAAGAUGGUUUGUUUUUUUCUAGUUAACCUUAUUUUCUUGCGAGCUCUCGUCGAGUCAUCACUAGAGAGUGCUAUUUUAAAGAUGAGUAGAUGUUAUUUAGGUGGUGAAGAUUGCGAACGAAUCGAACAAUAUAUGAGCUCGUCUUUUUUGUCAAGAUCAUGUCUCUCGUCUCUUGCAUUUCUGAUUACAAGCACUUUCUUGGGAAUAUCUUUUGAUCUACUGGCUCCAAUACCUUGGAUAAAAAAGAAACUUCAAAAGUUUCAUAAGAAUGACAUGCUGCACCUGGCACCAGAACGAAGCGAAGAUUAUCAGUUACAAAAUCAAGAUGUAGAUUCCUUGCAGAGACCCCUGAUAUCUGAACGGGCAUCUGGAGUCUUGGUAGGGAAUGGUGCAUUUUCAAAUGGUUCUUCCCCGACUGCAAUAGAUUUUUCUGGACAUGACCUGUCUGAUUAUCCUCCCUCCAGCAGAAUCUCACCAGUACCAAAGCAGACAUUUGAUUUUGCGCCACUUGUGCGUUGA